CCCACCCGCCCGCGAGUAAGACUCUCCAGUCGCUCAGCCUCAAACCAACUCUCUCUACUGUAUCGAUGAAGUUGUUUCAAAGAUGGCGGAUUUCCUGCCGUCCCGGUCCGUUUUAUCUGUAUGUUUUCCCAACUGUAUCCUCACGAGUAACGAGGCAGAACAAUUAAGGAAAUCUAAAGAGAUAGACAAACGUAUUUCGCGGGAUAAACCGUACGUGAAACGGUUGGUGAAGAUUCUCCUACUCGGAGCGGGUGAAAGCGGCAAGUCCACUUUCCUGAAGCAGAUGCGCAUCAUCCACGGCGAGGACUUCGAUCAAAAGGCCAAAGAAGAGUUCAAGGCCACGAUUUUUAGUAAUGUAAUUAAAGGGGUGCGUGUGUUGGUGGAUGCCAGAGAAAAGCUCCACAUCCCGUGGGGAGAGGCGUCCAACCAGAGGCACGGAGAGACCAUGAUGGCGUUUGACACGAGGUCGGCCAGGAUGGCCCACGGCAUGGUGGAGACCAAGGUCUUCCUGCAGUACCUGCCCUCCAUCCGGGCCCUGUGGGCCGACACGGGCAUCCAGGACGCCUACGACAGACGCAGGGAGUUCCAACUGGGGGAGUCUGUGAAGUAUUUCCUGGAUCAUCUGGAAAAGCUGGGACAGCCGGACUACCUACCGACUCAGCAGGAUAUUCUCCUGGCCCGUAAGCCCACUAAAGGUAUCCACGAGUACGACUUUGAGAUCAAGAACGUUCCAUUUAAGAUGGUGGACGUUGGGGGUCAAAGGUCGGAGAGACGGAGAUGGUUUGAGUGUUUUGACUCUGUCACCUCCAUCCUCUUCCUCGUCUCCUCUUCAGAGUAUGACCAGGUCUUGAUGGAGGACCGUCAAACCAACCGUCUCAGCGAAUCCCUCAACAUCUUCGAGACGAUCGUCAACAAUCGUGUUUUCUCCAACGUCUCCAUCAUCCUGUUCCUCAACAAGACAGACCUUCUGGAGGACAAGGUGCGCUCCGUCCCCAUCAAGGACUAUUUCCCAGAGUACCCCGGGGAGCCACACAGCCUGGUGGACGUACAGAGGUUCCUAGUGGACUGUUUCCGGGGGAAGAGGAGGGACGUGACGCAGAAGCCCCUGUACCACCACUUCACCACGGCCAUCAACACGGAGAACAUUCGCCUGGUGUUCCGAGACGUCAAGGACACCAUCCUCCACGACAACCUAAAGCAGCUGAUGCUGCAGUGAUCGCAGGGGGGUUAUGACCUUUUUCAAGUCACCUUUUGGCCUUUAACCCCCCUGUGACUCCUCACCGUGACCCACUGACUUGCUGUGAUUGCAGGGUGAUGAACAGAGAGCAGAAGAGUUGUUGUGUUACACUGUGUCACUGCCUUUUAAGUCACCUUUUGGCCCUUGACCUUUAACCCCUGCGAGCCCUCACCUUGACCCCUGAUCUCCAGUCACCUCUGGUGCAGGCUGUCACCUAUGACCCUUGACCACUGAACCCUGUUACCACUUCUAAUGGCCUUGUACCUGGCAGUUCUAUCCCUCCCCCCUUCUAAACCACUGUAAAUGAGCUCUCCCAAUCCCUCCCCUCACACACCCCUCUCCUCUCUGUAAUGGACUAUUCCAGAGUCUGUAGAUAUGUUGAUGUGUUCUGUAGGAUGAAGUUGCCCUCAGACUCUGAUCCUGGGUCACUUUUUAAUUUCCCCCACUAAUGGUUAAUGACAGGAUAUGGGGAGGGGAAGCUGGUCCUAAAUCUGUUGUUCUAUAUUACUAUAUUCACUCUGUUGGUUCACUCUUAACUCUCCUGUCUCACUCUGUCACAUUGUAACCUGUCUGAGAAGCCCAGACCACUGCUGGAGGUUAGCGGUCAAGGGUGAGGGGACAACUGGCCUUUCUGUGUUGGAGGGAGGAGUCAAAGGUCGUCACCCACGGCAACCAGGGAAGAGGGGAUGGUAAACGCUGUAGAACAAAAUAAUGAUGAUGAUGAUGAUGAUGACUGUGUUUUACUGGCGUCAGCCUGUCGCUAUGCACCUCCACUCACACCUGCCCUGAACUGGCUUGAUUCUACACUUCCUUUUCCCUCAGAGCCUGAUUAUGACAUCACCGUUAUUAUGACAUCACCCCCCCUCCACACACCAUUCUGACAGCCAAUCAGUGUCACUAUCUGUAUGUGGAACCAACUGCAGCGGAGAGCUUGUUACUUGUUGUUGUUGCUGAGGGGGAAGUUAAAGAGUGGGGGGACUUUACAACACUGUACUAAAACUAAUCCUUAAUGAUUCCACAAAUAAGCCUUUUACCACUGUCUGAUGAUGACCUAUCAAACAGAGCUACACACACACACACACACACACACACACACACACACACACACACACACACACACAACCUGCCCAUAGAGACUCUUCUGACCUGAUCCUGGUCUUACUGUUUGGAACUUUUUACUUUUUUUUGUCUCACAUAGAUUUAUUCUGAAUAUAUGUACCUAAACAUUGUCUUAAGUUAUAUUUGAAAGGUUUUACACAAGUUUGAUUUACACCUGCUGAUGGGCAGUGAGUGUUAAAGGCUAUGGAAGAGGGUGUGUGAACACACGCUCAGACAGACUGGCUCGGACAGACCAGUUGAUAAACUACUGAGCUAAUUCUCAGGAUACAUUGUGGACCACUUAUUUGUAUAUUUAGAGCAAUGAUGUUCAUUUGCCUAAGUCCUAAAACACACACACACAGACAGACGGCUGUCCAUCAGAGGCUGGUCGUCUAAACAACUUGCCGGCCAGCUGCAUCCCCUCUUCCAGUCCUUUUUUUUCUCCCCUCUCUUUCUGUCCCUCUCUCUGUGUUAGUGUAAGCAAGUGAUCAGCCUUAUAAACCCUGCGGAGGCUCAUCCUAGAGGGAAGAGACAGUGAUCAGCCUUAUAAACCCUGUGGAGGCUCAUCCUAGAGGGAAGAGACUGAUCAGCCUUAUAAACCCUGUGGAGGCUCAUCCUAGAGGGAAGAGACUGAUCAGCCGUAUAAACCCUGUGGAG
Messenger RNA from Oncorhynchus keta (chum salmon), 2992 nucleotides. RefSeq names its product guanine nucleotide-binding protein subunit alpha-13. Gene Ontology annotation, cellular component: heterotrimeric G-protein complex; brush border membrane. Bases 83 to 1216 code for a protein of 377 amino acids. Gene Ontology annotation, molecular function: GTPase activity; guanyl nucleotide binding; D5 dopamine receptor binding. NCBI's taxonomy places the organism in Eukaryota, Metazoa, Chordata, Actinopteri, Salmoniformes, Salmonidae. Gene Ontology annotation, biological process: adenylate cyclase-activating G protein-coupled receptor signaling pathway; Rho protein signal transduction. The record is from RefSeq and is a predicted model, not a curated record. The transcript is spliced from 5 exons.